GCUUGCCAGAGUGGAGAACGUCUAUAGUGCGUUCCUUCAGUUAUAGAUAGAGCAGACAGACCGAACGCUUGGGGAUCUUGAACAUGAGCAAAUAAAUCGUUUUAUUCCUCUGACUUCUACUACGAUUGUCCUACAGAAGUGUUUUCUUUACAUGUUACUGUAGACAGAACUCUUUAGAAAUUUUAGAGUUUAAAAUAUAAGCCUUUAAACGAAAUCGGAGAACUACUCUACUGUAUGCCUGAAGGGGAGACGAUGUAUGAACCGGCUUCCAUUCCAACAGAACUGUUAGAAGAAACGACGUUUGUAAGAUUAACGUUAUCUCAUUCUAUCUGCAUUUUUUAAAUAAUUCUAAAUAUAUAUGAAAGACAAUAUUUUCAACUAGAAAAGCUCUAUUACAGUUGACGAUUGAUUACCCUUGUUUCACCAGAGUUAGUUAAAUUAAAUAAAUCGCUUGCUCAUUCUGGUUUAACUUUAUAUGAUAGGACUAUAAAGGGUUUGUGUUUUGAUUAGACAUUCUAUGUUAGACAUAUGUCAUCAAAUACGUACUUCGGUCCCGGAAUAUAAGUAUGAGCUUUUCUACAGUGCAUCGUAUAAUUGUUGAACAACAACGGUAGGACUCAACUCUUUCCUAACAGAUAUCUUAGGAAAUUCGUUAACACUGAGCAACUACUUAUCCAAAACGGAUGUAUUAUUUAUUGAAAACUUUUUUACGAAUAUCCUCUUUCGAAGAUUUACACUUUGUCGCUUUUCUAUUACUCUGAUUCACAGUAAUUUAAAGUUUUCUGUGUAAAACUGUAAAGGAAAGGAUGUUCUUUUAAUGUCAAAUGAUUUGAAAAGUUUUAUGUGCUUGUUUUAUGUAUGCUGAAUACGAGACUUGAUUACACCACGUUAAUGGAAUGUUAUUGCUAUAUUGCUUUACAAAUGAAAACCUCAACAGAAGUAGUGUGAUCGAUUUUCAAGUAUAAAAACGUAGUGUUGUGUUAAAAACGUGCCAUAAGUGUCAGUAUUAUUCGUGGAACUCCAGUUCGAAACGUCUGAGAAGAAUUAAGAAUCAUUCUCUGCAUCAGGUCCGUAUUUCUAACCCUUCUCGAUACACACUAUUUAAAGCCUGGAUUGUGCUGAGCCCACUCUUGUAACUUAAAAUGUUCAAGUAGUAUUGUUACGUUUUGGAAGUAUUGUUAAGAGAUCAAGAACUCGACGAACAAUAGAAUCAGGAGUCCACAUCGAGACUAAUAAUAAAUCAAUCUUCUUGAAACGCCACUUGUAAUCACCGCGUACUGGAAGUAUUGUGAUAACAGCAAGAUUCGCGAAAGAUCAGUUUCGUAAGACACCUCUUGUGCAGUGUAACAAUAUUAUUAGAAGCAAGAGUGUAUUGGAAAACCAAUCGUUUUCACGUCAAAGAGAAACAAACUCGCGAAGAAACGUUUUGCAAAAAUCGAUGAGUUUAAUUCUUCUGAUUCUAUAAACUUCGAAGUUUAUAAUAAGAAAAGAAUCAAGAAAAAAGAAACAUGGACGGGUUUCUUAACGUUGAUAAAUUCAAGGUUUGUCCACUAUGCCCGUGGAAGACCUGGCUAUUCACGACAGGCCUGUGACCUACUCUCCGACUUCUCUUCCUGGCCAGUCAGCGGCUACUAUUCUUCAAUCUGUAAAAGAACAGGAAGCUCAGUUUAAACAGUUGACGAGGGAGUUAGAGGCUGAAAGACAGAGCGUUGCUACGCAACUUGAAACUUAUAAACGUCGGGAACGUGAGCAGUACGAAAGUGGGAGCCUGUUGAGUUACGGGUCGACUGAGGAUAGAGAAAAUACAUACAGUUGGCGAUCUCCCUCCAGUCAUAGUCUUGUCUUCCGAGAGAACUCCGAGCAAGGCCGGAGAAUGGCCGAUUCCCACCUGCAUUAUUACCCAGGUUACAACCCUGACAGCCGGCUUUAUGUUCAAGAGGUAGCACCACAAGGGAUUCCAUACUAUCAAACUCCACCAGCAAAUGGCCAUCAUGGAGAAGAAAGUACUUUAACUCCAUCACAGAUAAAAGCAACCCCUGGAAAUAAAGUUAUUGGUAAUCAUCCUGUUAGACACCUUGGUGCAGAAUCACAGUCCAUUGGCUAUUCACAGUAUAACAGUGGGCAUGAACCACACCCACGUUCAGAGUAUAUUACAUAUACCUAUAACACUCCAGGUGAUGGGCCUCAACAUUACCAGCCAUAUGAUGCCAGACAACUUACAAGUCCUGGUAGUCAGAUACCAACAGGAGGUUAUCACCCUGGUUUUGGGUCAUAUGAUAGUGCACCAUCUCCAGGACCUGCCAGGAGCCAGGAAGCUUACCUUCUACCUGGUGGUCAAGGAUAUCCAGAAUAUGGUUAUCAAGACUUACCUGUACAACCUCCCUCACCUCCUUCAGGAGCAUCAGAGUCUCCUCCUCCUCGCCGAGCCAUGCCCCAGAACCUUCACCCUGCUCAACUAGAAUACAGCCACAGACCUUCAGGCUAUAAUGAUCUUAGUAGCUCAACAUUAGCUCCACCUAGAGGAGGAGGAUAUCAGGACAGAUAUGGUAGAACUCCAUCACCAGCUCCACCUGCAGGAGAAAGAUUUGGUCCCUAUGGAUACUCAGGAGCUCACUUACCUCCUACUUCACCUGGUUACAGCUCAUAUGAGACUGCUCCUCCACCACAGGGGUAUUUGGACAGGAGACCUAGCUAUGAUGACCGACCUCCAUCACAAGGUACACCCACCCACCUGCCACGUUUGUACUCUCCAGUACCAAGGACUGUGUUCCAAGAGGAAGAAGAUAAAGGACUUCCACCUGAAGCACAAAAUCCACCUCCUCCUCCACGUCAGCCUCCUUUAGAGUAUGAAACUGAAGAUGUACGGUGGAGAGAUCCAGAUCUUCAUGAAGUUAUAGAAUUUUUGAGUCAUCCAAAUAAUGUGAUACGAGCAAAUGCUGCAGGUUACCUUCAACACUUAUGUUAUAAUGAUGAUCACAUGAAACAGAAAACUAGGGCCUUAGGUGGCAUGCCACCAUUGAUAGAAUUGCUCAACCAGGACAUCCCUGAAAUCCAAAGGAAUGCGAGUGGUGCACUUCGUAAUCUAUCCUAUGGUAGACAAAAUGAUGAAAAUAAGAGAGCUAUAAAAAAUGCUGGUGGUAUUCCAGCACUAGUAAGAUUACUCCGAAAGACACCAGAUAAUGAAAUCAAGGAAUUAGUAACAGGGAUCUUAUGGAAUUUGUCAUCUUCAGAGGAUAUCAAGCGUUCUAUCAUUGAUGAUGGCUUAACAGUAAUAGUUAAUCAUGUAAUAAUUCCACACUCUGGAUGGGACUGCCAUAGAGAUCCUGCUGAUCAACCAAGAGUCCAGGAAAUUUGUUGGUCCACUGUUUUUCGUAAUGCCAGUGGAAUUCUAAGAAACAUCAGUUCUGCUGGAGAAUACUCGAGAAGAAAAAUGCGAGAGUGCGAAGGUCUUGUGGAAGCACUACUUUUCCUGGUAAAGGCUGCCAUUGGAAAGAAUGAUAUGGAUAACAAGAGUGUGGAAAAUUGUGUUUGUGUCUUGAGAAACCUCUCAUUUCGCUGUCAAGAGGUUGAAGAUCCAGAAUAUGAUAAACGAAUUCUACAACCUUCUCACACUCGUAGUGGACCAAUGAAAGUGGGAGACAGCUUGGGCUGUUUUGGUACAACAAAAAAGAAGAAAGAUGGAGAAAAUACAGAGAAACAAAAGAAAGAAGCUCCUCUCUCCUCUGCCCAGACACAGCGAUCUGGUCCAAUUCAAGGUAUGGAGUUGCUGUGGCAGCCUGAAGUUGUGCAACCAUAUCUAGCUUUGCUUUCAGAGUGUUCAAACCCUGAAACACUGGAGGCAGCAGCAGGUGCCAUUCAAAAUUUGGCUGCUUGUUAUUGGCAGCCUAGUUUAGAUAUCCGUGCUGCAGUGAGGAAAGAAAAGGGUCUCCCAGUGUUGGUGGAACUGCUUAGAAUGGAUGUUGACAGAGUAGUGUGUGCAGUUGCUACUGCAUUAAGAAAUCUGUCCAUGGAUCAGAGGAACAAAGAACUCAUAGGGAAGUAUGCCAUGAGGGACUUAGUACAGAAGCUUCCCAGCAGUGGUCCUCAGCAAGAGGGAGGAGGUUCCUCAGAUGAGACUAUAGCAGCUGUGCUGGCUACUCUGAAUGAAGUCAUCAUUAAGAACAGUGACUUUGCCAGAUCUCUUCUUGAAGCUGGUGGAGUGGACAGGUUGACAUACAUAGCUAAACAGAAAGGCAGGUUUUCUCCACGAGUGGUGAAGUUCACAGCACAGUUGUUGUACAAUAUGUGGCAGCAUCAAGAUCUUCGUGAAGUGUGUAGAAAAGCUGGCUGGAAAGAAUCUCAUUUUAUUACACGCACAAUGGUGGCUCGAAAUGCUGCUUCUACUCCUACUAGUGCUAACAGUACACUUCAUCGACCAAUCAGUACACAGGGUGCAACAAAAUACGAAGACAGGACACUACCUCGUCGGGGCCCAGAUCCUAACUCUUCUGCUGGAGAUGGUGUGCCACGUAGUCGGUCAGAGGAACUUCCUUUAAAUGAUGUUCGAGAAGAUAUGGAGCCACCACCACCACCUCAUAGACCACCGCCCUUGGCAGAACAAUCUUAUGCUCAACUUCCAAGGGAAAACCUCCAACAAGUUGAGCUACCAGUUCAGGGGGAUCAACAAGAAGACUCCUGGGUAUAAAUGUUGUUGUUUCUUCUCUGAAUCACAGACUAUACAAAUGUUUUUUCCAACUGAAGGUCUGAUAGCCUUCUGUCUGUAUUGUUCUCCAACCUUCAGCAGCAGUCAGAUAACAUUGUUGGCUUAGAGAAAUAAGUGUUGCGUGUGGCAUCUAUGCCAACAAACACUUUCCUUUUUCUAUUAGUUGUUCUUUUUAACUUGUUAUACAUUUAGUUAAAGGCAAAUCAAUUGUUUGGAUGGUAUAAUUAAGACAUAUAAAUUUUAAUCUAUAUAUAAAAAAAACCAAUGAUCCUACUAAGAUACUUUAAACUGUGUGUAAAAGAAACUGGGAAAUAAUUAUGUGUUCUUGAUAUACACUCCCCAUUUUGAAAGAAAAAGUUCGGCUUGGAGUAAUGACAGGCUAGUCAGCGAACAUGAUGUUUAUAAAUCAUAAUAGAUUAUAAAUCAAGAUUAUUAGAUAUGAGAUGUUAUUUCUUUUUUUGCUUUUAAUAUUGAACAUUACUUUUAUUUUGUCUUUAUUCAUAAAAUGUUGUUUAAUUUUUAUUACUAUUUUCCAACAUUCCAUAUUUUGAAAACAAGUAUUAAGUGAUGGUUUUAUAUUAGUGAGCUGCUAAGUUUGGUGAAUGGGUUUUUUCCCAGGUAAUUGUUGUUGACAUUUUUUUAACAUUUGGCUUGCUACUUAAAUUUUUUCACAUUUUAUUAUAAUACUGAACUUGGUGUCUGUUUCUGUUAUAACAUGCCUGUGUACAGAGUUAAGCUUUAUUAAGUGUGUACAUGUAACUAGUGAUUAUCAAUAAAAUAUCCAAAGAUCUCAGGUUCUUAGUCAUCAGUA
Molecule: messenger RNA, 5513 nt
Organism: Limulus polyphemus (Atlantic horseshoe crab)
Lineage: Eukaryota; Metazoa; Arthropoda; Merostomata; Xiphosura; Limulidae
Product: catenin delta-2-like
Exons: 21
Coding region: 1553-4684 (1043 amino acids)
Biological process (GO): cell-cell adhesion; cell-cell junction assembly
Cellular component (GO): nucleus; cytoplasm; plasma membrane
Molecular function (GO): cadherin binding
Source: RefSeq, a predicted model, not a curated record